ACAAUAUACGUGGCACGCUUUGGCCACGUGACUUCAGUGUACAGUGACGUGGAGCUGAGCAUGUAAGCAGGAAGAGCCUGCUCUAAUUUCACCAUGAUAACAGAAGAUACCAAUGAUGAAGAUGUGUCUCUGUUUGAUGCGGAGGAGGAUGCAGGGAAAAAGUCAAAGAAGACUAUUAAGCAUCCAGUGGCGUCCUUCUUCCACCUCUUCUUUAGAGUCAGUGCCAUCAUCAUCUACCUGCUCUGUGAGUUUUUCAGUCGUAGUUUCAUCGCCUGCAUGGUUGCAAUCAUCCUCCUGCUGUCAUGUGACUUCUGGACAGUCAAGAACAUCACUGGGAGGUUGAUGGUUGGUCUCAGGUGGUGGAACCAGGUGGAUGAUGAUGGAAGAAGCCACUGGGUGUUUGAGUCGAGAAAGGGUACUGGGAAGCAACAAGGGUCAGAUUCUGAGUCCCGAAUCUUCUGGCUUGGACUGAUUAUUUGUCCAAUCCUUUGGGUCAUCUUUGCCUUCAGCACCCUCUUUUCUUUUAAGAUAAAAUGGGUGCCUGUAGUGAUCAUGGGUGUGGUUCUGCAAGGAGCCAACCUCUAUGGAUAUGUGAGGUGUAAAGUGGGAGGGAAGACCAGCUUAAAGAACAUGGCUACGAAUUACUUUGGACGACAGUUCCUCAAACAGACACUGUCUAAAGAGGAGGAAUCGUAGAGAGCAGCUCUGCGAUUUUAACACUUUUGCAUUAUUCUUAAUGCUAUAAUAUGUAUUCUUUUAGCAAGUGGACACAUAGAAAGAGAUCUUUUUUGCAACACGAAUCGAAAAUAACAGACUUUUUUUUCUUUUGUAAUGUAAUGUGUGACUCCAUCAGUCCCAAUAGAGAGAAUUUCCACAGAGAGGUCAGAGGUCUGGUAGCUGUUUUCCGUAACUGAAGCUCAGCAAUAAAUCCUCACAGACUGUAACUGAUCCUUUAGUGUAAAUGCAUGAGUGAAAAACAGGUGCAAGUGCUAGAAAUGUUAAACUGACUGUAGUUUGAUGUGUCAUGUAGUCUCACAGCUUCCUCCGAUAUCUUAUUUAGUUUAUGUUUUCAUCGCCUCUUAACUUUAAUCCUUAUAAAAUUAAAAUAACAAAAUAGUUUCUGAGAGGUAUUGUACAAACUUUUUUGUUUGUAUAAUGGACAGGGUUUUAAAGUAACAGUGUAAAGUAUUCCAGGGGAUUUGUAAAUAUGUAUGUAAAGAAACUAUGUGCAACAUCUUCUUUUGUGCAAAUACAUUUGUAACAUUUUUCCGAA
Lates calcarifer (barramundi perch) is the source of this 1273-nucleotide messenger RNA. RefSeq names its product trans-golgi network vesicle protein 23 homolog B (S. cerevisiae) (gene tvp23b). Gene Ontology annotation, cellular component: Golgi membrane. Bases 94 to 696 code for a protein of 200 amino acids. Gene Ontology annotation, biological process: protein secretion; vesicle-mediated transport. The transcript has 7 exons. The record is from RefSeq and is a predicted model, not a curated record. Lineage: Eukaryota; Metazoa; Chordata; Actinopteri; Centropomidae.